Mytilinidion resinicola is the source of this 495-nucleotide messenger RNA. RefSeq lists its product as uncharacterized. The transcript is spliced from 3 exons. Bases 1 to 495 code for a protein of 164 amino acids. NCBI's taxonomy places the organism in Eukaryota, Fungi, Ascomycota, Dothideomycetes, Mytilinidiales, Mytilinidiaceae. The record is from RefSeq and is a predicted model, not a curated record.
AUGGCAGGAGUCAAUCCCCCUCAGCUCGCCCCACAACCAGAUUUCGGGAGUCUAUCACAAGGACUCCAGGAAGCCGCUACCGAGUUGGCAAAUUCUGCUAAUCUUCCUGCACUUUCUCAGGGCAAUGCAAUCAUGCAACAGAUGCAGAAGAUGAACGACCAGAUGCAGCAAAACCAUCAACAAACUCAGCGGCAGAUGCAGCAGCAACUCCGCACCGAUAUCACCACAUUACGUCAGGCAAGCGUGUACAAUUCUGCUGCCCGCCUUGAAAACUCUAAUAUUAGAAAAACUGACACCGCUAUUAUCGCACUCCAUGGACCUACAAUAAACGCCAAUAUUGCAGGUUUUCCUGCCACACCCGCUCAUCUCGCGAAUAUGACAGGUCCUGCGCUAGAUAGGGUUUUAGCAGCACUAGGCCAGCCUACCAAUGGCAAGACCGCGGCUAAGAAGCAACGGCUGAGGUUCUACACUGGAUUGCGGAACAUUAGCGAUUAG